Molecule: messenger RNA, 1981 nt
Organism: Nerophis lumbriciformis (worm pipefish)
Lineage: Eukaryota; Metazoa; Chordata; Actinopteri; Syngnathiformes; Syngnathidae
Gene: dolpp1
Product: dolichyldiphosphatase 1
Biological process (GO): lipid biosynthetic process; protein N-linked glycosylation
Cellular component (GO): endoplasmic reticulum membrane; intracellular membrane-bounded organelle
Molecular function (GO): dolichyldiphosphatase activity
Source: RefSeq, a predicted model, not a curated record
GAGGCGUGGCCUGUAAGGAUCGCCCGGUUGUGUCCGGGUAAGAUGGCGUUGGAAGAGCAGUGCUCGGCACCACCCCGAUGGCGGUCCAUAUCGGUGACACACGUAGAGUUUCCCGAGGAUGAUCUGACGGGACAGGUGCUCGCCUACAUCACCCUCCUUCCCAUUGCCAUCAUCGUGGGCUUUGUUACGCUGAUUGUGUUUAAAAGAGAGCUGCACACGAUCUCGUUUUUCAGCGGUUUCCUCCUCAACGAAGGACUGAACUGGACGCUAAAGCGCAUUAUCCGCGAGCCACGGCCAUGUGCAGGAGCUCACUCGUUGCUGAUCUCGGAUUAUGGGAUGCCCUCCAGUCAUUCCCAGAUCAUCUGGUUCUUUGUUGUUUACUUCUUUCUUUUCCUUUAUUUAAGAAUGCAUCAAACGAACAACGCCCGAUGUGUGGACCUGCUAUGGAGACACAUCCUGUCCAUCCUUCUGCUAGGCUUGGCCUUAUCAGUCUCAUACAGCAGGGUGUACCUGCUCUAUCACAGCUGGAGCCAGGUGUUCUACGGCGGCGUGGCCGGCACCACUGUCGGCAUCAUCUGGUUCUUUUUGACGCAAGAAGUGCUGACCCCGUUAUUCCCCAAAAUAGCAGCGUGGCCCGUAUCUGAGUACUUCCUGGUGCGCGACACCAGCUUGAUUCCCAACAUCUUGUGGUUUGAGUACACAGUCACCCGCUCUGAGGCCAGGAACAGACAACGAAAGCUCGGAACAAAACUUCAGUGAUGCGCUCGGCUUCUUUGUGAACACACAUCUCAUGCACACAAACACACACACACAGGAGAAGCGACUUCUGGACUUUUGACACGGUUGCUGGGUAGAAAAAGGGCAAAAAGCGCGUCCACACGUGUCGUCCUCAUGCAGCUCGCCCGUAAGCUCCUCAGUGCAUGCAAGACUGUGCAAGAGGCGAACUAUUUAAGCAUAGAUUAAUAUAUAUCUAUAUUUCAACUACGCACGCUGACGGUUACCGAAGUCAAGGAGCCAAAAUGGAGGCUUUACUUAAAAGAAGAAAAAAAAAUGCAUCCAUUUGGCAUCGUUGCAGCAUGUUUAUUUCCCAUUCUUUUCUUACAUAAGACUUUUAUAAAAUUGGUUUACUUGUAAAUCUACAUAACAACGCACUUUGUAGAAAAACAAAAAAACAAAGACAAGAAACAUCUACGGUAACACUAGUCAAAUUAGGACACGCCCCUUUUAUUAUUAUUUUUUGUCUCAUUUCUGCCUCUUCUAUUUGCCUCCACUUCUUUUCUAGCCUUUCCUGAAUAAUUCUCCCUGAGGUGUUUAGCUACAGGUGUUUGAAGGAGAAUCAUUCAUUUGUUCAAACAUAAUAGUGAACACCUAAUGUUUUGUCACAAGCAGAGCUAAUACUUGAACAAUAUCUAAAGCUUAAUUUUUUUUGUGGCUUUUUACCUGUUCAACUUUAUUAUAGGAUAAGUAUAAAAAUACAACCCAGUAACAGAUGCUGCAACAUAAAAGUUCCAUUCAUAGACAGACCUAAGAAAUGCAAAUGUUUGUUUUAUUCCAGUGUAUUCCCAAAUAAUCUCAUUCAAUUCCACGCAAAGCAUUUUUCUACUUCAGGGUUCAUUGCAGGUAAUUUCCUUUUGGACCAAUGUGGUGUUUUUUAACGCAAUGCCUCAUGUAGUAGCAGCCGGGAAACAGAAUUUAGUCAACUCUUUUUUUUAAUUUUUUUUUUUACACCUGCAUUUCCAAGACAACAUUCCAUAUCAUGUCGGAAACAUCAUGACUGCCGACAGGACAAACUUUCCUUUUUUUGUAUCAUUUUUGAAAAAAGGGAAACAAGAGAAAAAGCCUCAGGUCAGUCGUGUAGCAUGUGAGAAUGAGAAUGAUGAUAAUUGUCAUGUCAUUAGCACCACAAAGGGAAGUGGUUCUCUUAAGUUUUUUUUUUUCAUUUGUAACCUUUUAUCGGGCUGAAUAAACAUGUUUAUGUACA